Molecule: messenger RNA, 5899 nt
Organism: Homalodisca vitripennis (glassy-winged sharpshooter)
Lineage: Eukaryota; Metazoa; Arthropoda; Insecta; Hemiptera; Cicadellidae
Product: disks large 1 tumor suppressor protein-like
Exons: 21
Coding region: 266-2794 (842 amino acids)
Biological process (GO): chemical synaptic transmission
Cellular component (GO): neuron projection; postsynaptic density membrane; neuromuscular junction
Molecular function (GO): kinase binding
Source: RefSeq, a predicted model, not a curated record
UUCAGACAUCCAGGAGUUCUAUGAACUGACGCUCCUUGACGACACAAAGUCGAUACAACAAAAGACUGCCGAAACGAUACGAAUCGCGAACAAAUGGGAAGCGAGUGACGGUCCCAUCGCCUACACCAACAAUGACGAUAAAUUGUACAACUUGCCUGGCGGUGGAUUUUUGGAGCUCUUGAGACCUGGAACCGAGGUGGCCCUCACAUGUGGAGAGGUGGGGACGGAUCUCCGGGGCUCUCUGCUGCCCCUCACCCAGGCCUUGAUGAGCCUGCAAGACCAUCGGUCUAUCAGUCCUGAAGAACUUCAACUGGCCUUCCCUCAGAAAACGCGGUAUAGUGGAGAGGAAGAGGAAUUGCCUCCUCCACCAUCACCGCCACAAUUGAAGGAUGUGCCCGAGCUUGACGGAGGCCUAAGGACCUCCAGUGAGCGAAUAUUGGCCGAACCUGUGCCACCUCCUACCGUCAACCACGUCCACGUGCCUGCAAACACAAAGAGCAGUGACAGUUGGCAGGGGCACGACACAGAUCAGGCGCACACACCUUUAUUGGGAACAGAUAAUAAGCACCAGGUGAAUGGCGAAGGCGAGUGGGAGUAUGAGGAGAUCUCGCUGGAGAGAGGCGGUGCCGGACUGGGGUUCAGCAUCGCGGGCGGAACAGACAACCCGCACAUCGGCGACGACACCGCCAUCUACAUCACCAAGCUGAUCCCGGGAGGCGCCGCGGCGGCUGACGGCCGACUGCGAGUCAACGAUGUCAUCCUGCAGGUCAAUGAAGUGUCGGUGGUGGACGUGCCACACGCCUCGGCCGUCGACGCGCUCAAGCGGGCCGGCAACACAGUCACUCUGUAUGUGAGAAGAAAGCGGCUGGGCCCCGGCAGCAUGCGGGUGAUGGAGAUAGAGUUGGCCAAGGGUAGCAAAGGUCUAGGGUUCAGCAUUGCCGGCGGCAUCGGCAACCAACACAUCCCCGGCGACAAUGGCAUCUACGUCACCAAGAUCAUGGAUGGUGGAGCAGCACAGAUAGAUGGCAGACUGGCCGUGGGCGACAAGCUCAUAGCCGUUAGGAAUACCAUGCAAGGAGACAGGAACCUGGAGAAUGUGACGCACGAAGAAGCAGUUGCAACACUGAAAGCGACACAUGAAAGAGUAGUGUUAAUAGUCGGAAAACUGGACCAAGUGUUUCUACCGCCACCACCUCCUCUGUCGACGAGUCCGCAGCCUUCUGUCCAAGACUCGAUCCACGCCUCCACCACCCAGCUGCAGCCGCCCACUCCGAGAGCAGUUAGUGUAGAAGAUGUCUCUAACAGGGAGGUGAGGACAGUGGUGCUGAACAAGGGCACUUCAGGGCUAGGAUUUAACAUUGUCGGUGGGGAGGAUGGUGAGGGCAUCUUUGUGUCUUUCAUCUUGGCAGGAGGCCCCGCCGACAUGAGCGGGGAGCUGCGGCGGGGCGAUCAGAUCCUCAGUGUCAAUGGAGUUAACUUACGCAAUGCCACACAUGAAGAGGCUGCCCAAGCACUCAAGGGAGCUGGUCAGACUGUGACGAUAGUGGCCCAGUACAAACCAGAGGACUACAACAGGUUCGAGGCCAAGAUCCAUGACUUGAAGCAGCAGAUGACACAACAGAUCUCCACCUCUACAGGCACCUUGCUGCGAACUUCCCAGAAACGAUCUCUAUAUGUCAGGGCCCUGUUCGACUAUGACCCCCUGAAAGAUGAUGGGCUGCCGAGUCGGGGCCUGGCAUUCCACUACGGGGAUAUCCUGCAUGUGACCAACGCAAGCGACGACGAGUGGUGGCAGGCACGUCGCGUGCUGUGGAGUGGUGAGCAGGAGGGUCUCGGCAUAGUGCCGUCCAAGAAACGCUGGGAGCGCAAGCAACGUGCCAGGGACAGGACAGUCAAGUUCCAGGGCCACAUGCCAGUCAUGUUGGAUAAGCAAUCAACAUUAGACAGAAAAAAGAAAAACUUUUCCUUCAGUCGAAAGUUCCCCUUUAUGAAGAGUAAAGACGACAAAUCAGAGGAUGGUUCAGAUCAAGAACCAUCCCCAAACACUCCGAGCAACGAAGGCGAUUCUACUUCUUUGCCUUUCAUGCUUUGCUACACCCAAGACGAUCCUAGCUCAGAAGGUAUUAGCUUAAGCAGCAUUAGCUUUAUAGAAAUACUUAUUGGGACGGAAGAGGCGGUGUUGUCAUACGAGCCAGUCUCACAACUGCAGAUUGACUACACUCGCCCUGUCAUCAUCCUUGGUCCUCUCAAGGACAGAGUAAACGAUGACCUCAUCUCUGAGUUUCCUGACCAGUUUGGCUCCUGUGUCCCACAUACGACCAGACCUAAGCGGGAGUAUGAGGUAGACGGGAGGGACUAUCACUUUGUAGCCUCUCGGGAGCAGAUGGAGCGAGACAUACAAAACCACCUGUUCAUCGAGGCAGGCCAGUACAAUGACAACCUGUACGGCACUUCCGUGGCUUCUGUCAGAGAAGUCGCAGAGAAGGGCAAGCACUGCAUACUGGACGUUAGCGGGAACGCAAUCAAGAGGUUACAAGUUGCUCAGCUGUAUCCCAUCGCAGUAUUCAUCAAACCUAAGUCUGUGGAGUCCAUAAUGGAAAUGAAUAAAAGAAUGACAGAAGAACAAGCAAAGAAGACAUUUGAACGUGCCAUGAAGAUGGAAGCUGAGUUUGGGGAAUACUUCACAGCUGUGGUUCAAGGGGACACCCCAGAAGACAUCUACCAAAAGGUUAAAGAAGUCAUCAAUGACCAGUCUGGUCCAACGAUCUGGGUGCCCUCCAAGGACCCCCUCUAACAGCCUAACACCGCCAGUCAUCAUGUAAUGGAGUUUUAGAUUUUAUUUAUAUUAUAUUGUUGCCUUCACCCUCUGAUUGUGGCAUAGUUUAUCUUCCUUUCGACCCAAAUGACAUUACAAUCAUUUACUGCCAACUUGCAAAUGUGUACUUACAUGGCGGCUCUUGGUUCACCCCACUGCAGGGGAUUCUGUGCUCAAUAUAGUUGCUGUAGCAUUUAGCUUUGUGUGCAUGAAAGUAAGAAUGUGUUCAAAAAGUUUCCCUUUAAUGGUUUGUGAGGGCUAUUCUUUUAUUAUUAUAAAAAAAAUAAACAUUUAAAAAUAAAUAUAAUAAUUAGUUAUUAAUCAAUGAAUCUUACUGUGGAAAGCUCAAAUAAAAUUAAUUAAUAAAAUAUAAUUUAGAAAUAAUUAAUUUUUAAUUUAUGCAUUUUUAUAAUUGUAAAUUCAUUGGGCUACCCAUUUAUUUAUUUAUGUAAGGCUGUGUAGAACAAAAAUGCAUGAUUUUAAAGUUGUUCAAGAUUUAUUUAAAUCUCACAACAUUCACAUUUAAUAAAACUAUCUUGUUUUGUAAUUUAUUAUACACUAAGUAUGUUUCAAAUUUCAUAGCUUAACCAAUUUGUAUGUUAAUCGAGGAAUAGUUGUCAAACGUUAAUAAGUAUGAACUUUUUUAUACGUUUCUAUUGAAAAUUAAUAUUUGUAACUUUUUGAAUGUUAUGCCUUUUCAUUAGAAGUUCAUUGUAAUUUUUACGUAGAUAUGGUAUUGAAAAUGUAUUUUAUUUAAAUUGACAAGAGAAUAUACUACCUAAAAUCCUUUGGAUACAUAUACCGUCAUAAUUUUAUAAAAAAAGUAAAAACACAGGACUCACAUUUAAGUAUAUUUUAUCUUUUUCUCAAAGACAUUAAUAAAUAACUAAAUCUAUUAAGCCAUCGUUAAUCAACAUUUUAAUUCUGUUACUUUAUAAAUUCCUAAAAUCUUUAUAUUUAUAGCCCAACUGUAGAAUACAUACACAAACUACCCUUAUUAAAUAUUUAAUUGAAAUUAAAUACAUGCAAUUUCAAAAAAUCAUACAAAUAAAUUUAUUUGUUACAUACGCGGCUUGUAGCCUUAAGUUUAUUGUCGUUUGAAGAGAAACUGUGCCACAGUGUUUUGUUAAGUUGACAAAUUGUGUACAGACUGAACAAAAACAUUUUAUUAGUGUUUUGUAAGUUGUUAUUUUAUGCUUGAGUAGGUCCCAGUUUCUGAGCUUGGGUGUUGUUAACUAUUGACAAAGUCUAUACCGUACACAGCAGGUGUAAGAGAGUGCAGGGUAUUUUGGUGCUGGAAUCAUAAGCCUCAGCCCUCCUUCUGCAAACUCUUUUCAAUUGUAAAUAUUUCAGUGUAUAGUUGUUAAUAAUAUAAUUUUAUUUUAGUAAUAAAAGCAUACGUUUCAUUUAUACUAUUAAGUACCAGUUUUUCUUAACUUAAAUGUUUUCAAUUGUAGUCUUUGCUAGCCAAAUAAUUUUCAAAAAUUAUAUUUUGAAAUAAAAUUUUAUUGCAACAUUUUGUUUUAAUUUGACAGUUUGAAUCAUUAAAAUGUUCUGUUGCCAAAACAGUUUUAGAAGUAAUAUUAAGGAACAACUGGAGUUGUGUAUACGGUUGUCAUUUCAAUAUAAUUUACAAGGUAUUGUAAACAGAGUAUAUUUAUAUUAAAAUUGUCAUGUUCAGCAAGAAUUUCUGUAAGAAAUUGGGAAAUAAGUGCAAUUAUUGUGUUUGUUUUUCUGAAGAUAAAAUUUUGAGGUGCAUAAUGUAAACAUUUUGUGAAUGUACGUACGUAUACCAACUAACAAACAUGCUCGUAAAUAUAUUACUAAUAAUUUGAAUAUUUUUUGUAGUUAGAGAAAAACCUGCAUACUAUGAUCAAUCUUUGUUAAAGCAUAAGAAAAGAUCUAAUAAAAACUUUUUAAUUUAUUACAUUAUUUUCUUAAACAUUUCUUUCAUUUCGACUCUGUGCUUGUUGUCCUGUCUUAUUUAUAAACUCUUCAAAGCAAGCGAAGAAAUAACUUUUGAUUCAUAGAUCUGAUUGUCUACCUCAGUAUUUUGUAUGUUAAAGUUUUUCAAUUCUGAAGUGCUUUCUUCCUGAUUUUACUGAAAAUAAAACAAUAAAUUUUACACGAAGUUGCAAAUGUUCGUGUAUAAUUGAAUGGUGGUUUAAAAUGUUAUAAAAACCAUUUCAAAAAGUUUCAAAAAUUAAAUAUCAUGUAAUAUUUGUUUGUUUUUCCUGAAAUUAGUUCUCUGUAUUCGAAAAAUUGGAGGAUAACUCCAAGCCUGGAAGGUUAAGACAAGGAAACAAGAUUCAUCUAAAUGUGCUUAAGGAAGACAGCCUUAAUUAUUAUUAUGUCUGUUAAAUUUAAUUAAGACUGUUAUCAGUAAUCUAUUUAGGUUAAUCUUGCCACUCACUUUUCUAUUUGUCCUAACCUAAAAAAUAUACAACCAUCUUGUUUUUUUACAUUUCGUGAACAUUUCAAUUUGUUAAACUGGAUUGAAUUUAAAAUAAUUUGUUAAAUUAAGCAGGUUUUAGUAGUUAGUAUUUUAAGUUGAUGUCUUGGUGUAAUGAAGAAUAUGCUUCCAUAAACAAACAAGUGAAAGAAAAGGUGAGAUGUGAGUCAACAAGUUUUUAUGAAAGUGAAUCCACGACAAAGGACUGCAUUAUACAAACUGGCAUUGUUAUAUGUGAUUAUUUUCUAUAUAACACAGCUAAAUCAUGUAUAGUAAUGCUCUUUAUAAAUAAUCGUAUUCGUACUUGACAACAAAUAAGUAUAUAGGAGAUUUUUUUUCAUUGUAGUUUGUAUAGCCAUUGCCACAUUGUUGAGCUGGCCCUGUGAGUCGUUAUAAUGGGGCCAGUGAAUUUGUAUGUAGAGAGCGAAUCAUUGUUAUACCCUGCCAUUCGUUAUUUAUAAAAUAUUCCACAACUUUUGUGUACAAUAAAACAACACUGAAUUAUUGUUUGUUUUGUAAAAAAAUGUUUUUAGACAUGUAAUAAUAAUGAAUUGGUAGUGUUUUUGUGGAUGAUUCUCUACCUACCUGUUUUCAUCUCUUGAUUCUAUUAAAUCUUAUUGUGUGACUUAUAA